Molecule: messenger RNA, 219 nt
Organism: Ostreococcus lucimarinus CCE9901
Lineage: Eukaryota; Viridiplantae; Chlorophyta; Mamiellophyceae; Mamiellales; Bathycoccaceae
Exons: 1
Coding region: 1-219 (72 amino acids)
Biological process (GO): protein secretion; intracellular transport
Source: RefSeq, a predicted model, not a curated record
AUGUCCGCGCUCUUCGACUUCAAGUCCUUCCUCACCACGCUCCUGCUCUUCAUCUGCGCGUGCACGUACGUCAAACUUCGCGCGCCCGGGUUGUUGGAUUCUCACCGCACCGGGUUUCGAGGUGUUUUCUGGAAAGCCGCGCGCGUGGGCGAGCGUCUAUCGCCGUGGGUCAGCGUCGCGUGCGCGUACAUGUCAGUGCAAACGCUGUUCGGGUGGUAG